AUGGGAAAACUCAAGCUACCCUGGCAAUACGGAGAGGACGCUGUCCUUGUCAACAACGAUGUCCUCUACCAGAUCCCCUACACGCCCAACUCCGAAGCGGAAGAGAUUAUGAAUGAGAAAGCUCCCCUGCCAAUCGUACCCCCCGGUCAACCUGGCGUCGUUGUCCAAGCGGACGGGUCGACCAAGCCUCUCACAGCCAAGGAGGUCGCCGCGCUCAAACUGAAGUCUACCACGAUCAAGAGUGGUGGGAACAGUUUGCGGCCGACCUGGAUUCCCAGUACGUCAAGGAGGCCGCCGAGGCAGGGGCGACCGAGGUCUUCCAGUCUCUUCCGCUUGUCCCCGGCGCCGAGACCGGAAGCCAGUACUUCCUGAAGCCACCUCGCUCCGAGCAGGAGGUCCACAACCUCCUCAAGGCGCAGGGCUUGCCGCAUGUCGUUCAGCUGGUCGGCCGCACAAAGGAUGAGCUUGUGCUUCAGGCAGCCGGGAAAGACUUGUCACGAGGAUGGAUCGAGGGCGAUAACCCCGACGACACGCCGGCCUCGACGCGCCGCUCCUGGGCUGUGCAACUCGCCGAUGCACUUGCCUCCUUGCAUGGAAGAGGCAUCUUUCACCGCGACAUUACCCUCAUGAACGCUCUCUUCUCUGGAGAGCAAGCGACAUUGUGCGACCUCGAGUGCGGCCCUACCAGCAAGGCCAUCAUUGCUCCAGAGAUGAUAGUGCACGGCAAAGGAGCAUUCACCGACAAGUCCGACAUCUGGGCAUUCGGUAUUCUGCUUUGGUCGAUCGAGAACCUCAACAAUCCCCGCCCGUUCGCCGCCCGGUACUUUGAGAGGAUGGGUCAGUUUGGUCCGCUCAUCGACAAGUGCCUUCAGGUGGACCCGGCUCAGCGCCCCACGGCAACCGAGCUGGCUAGGCUCCUACGCGAUGAGUAAGGUCGACGCGAGCGGAAAACACGAUGCAGUAGUGAGAGAUGGAUACAUGUUUAGGAGUAAUGACGUCGUGCAGAGCAGUGUCGGAGCAGGCCGGCCGGCAUCACGUGUUUGACGAGGGACAAACAUCACCAGCACAGUUUCGCAACUCGUGUGAACCCAAGGUUGCUCAUCUUGCGACAGUCCUCAUCACCUGCAGACCCGCUCGUCGUCUUCCGAGUCAUUCGAUUCCAGCAGUUGUCCCUUGUUGCCAUGUCGUCAACGUAUCUGAGAAUACUGCCCUCUGUGCGACGGCCGCUGACGGCUCGGAGACAUUAACUGCCCUCGGACCGGCGACAAUCCCGAGGAUCCUUGAUGACAAGAUGGUCGGGACAGAGAUGGCCUCCUCGUCACCUCUCCCAUGAUCAUCUUCGCCUGCGCCAUCGCCGUCGCCAUCGCCGCGAUCAGAUGGCUCACCCUCCCACCGCGCACCUUUGCCCCCGGCCUGCCCGUCAUCCCCAUCUGGGUCGCGUUCCUCCCCCUCAUCCGCAGCUGGCUGGGGCUGCCUCUCCUCGGCCAGGAUGAGACCUACGCUCGCUACAUCGCCCCGGCCAUGUCCAAGCACGGUGCAGUGGUCAUCUUCUUCGGAUCACAGUGGAAUGUCCUGGUUGGCUGCCCCCAAGGCAUGAUCCAGUUGUUCGGUCGCGAGAGAUCCGUCUUUCACAAGAGCGGCAAUCAUCGCAAGCUCCCGCGCGCCGUUAUCAGUGCGCUGACCGGCGGCAACAUCAUCUCGGAAACGGGCGAGAAAUGGCGUACCUUUGCUCAUGUGAUCCGGCCUGCACUCAAGGAUCGCAUCAACACUGGCGGCCUCGACGUAGCUUGCGCAAGGCUGGUCCAGCGGCUCCGGCGAGAUGGCGAGGUCGUCGCUGUGACAUCGAUUGUCCAGCAGUACGCCAUGGAAGCCGUUACGCUGUGCGUCUUUGGCAAAGAUCUGAACUUCCUCGUCCAACCCCCAAGAAUUCACGCCGUGCACACCCUCGUCAAGCGGCACAUCUUUCAUCCACUGUUCCUCAGCGUCCCAGCGCUUGACAACUACCCCCGGCUCUUCCCGGGUCGAGUGGUGGCUCGAAAACUCAUCGCGCAACUCGAGCAAGAGCUGCUGGCAACAUUGCCCAGUGCCGAAGCCAAGGCAGCCCUGAGCUGCAAGGUCAUCGAUGUCGCUUCGUCGCCGUCGAGCAGCAAUGUCUUGUUCGACCUCGAUCAGGCAUUGCUACACGGCACAUUUACGUCCCGAGAGUACAUUGACAACUUGAAGAUCCUCUUCAUAGCAGGGCACGAGAAUGUUCAACAGGCACUGUGCUCUGUCCUCAUGGUGCUGGCACGAGAUCCCAUGCUGCAAGACGACAUUCGACAGGACGCCCUAUUGCAUCGUGGGAAAGACACCAGCCCAUUCCUCCACGCUAUCGUCCACGAGACCCUCCGCCUGUACCCACCCAUCCCGCAACUGAUCAACCGCCGCGUCGCCGAUCCCUGUGUACUGUCGCUGCCUUCUCAAGGCGGUGCACCCCUCCACGUCCCACUUCAACCAGGCACCUACGUCGGGUGGACAGCCUUUGGCGUCCACCGUGGCCCGUGGAACAGCACGUGGCAGCCAGAUCCCGACGUCUUUCGGCCGUCGAGGUGGGGCACGACCGUGGACAACAUCGAUGCCUUGGCCAGAGAGACGAGAAGCCGAGGGGAGUUCACUAGCUUCCACGGCGGCUUACGCGCUUGUCCUGGCCAGGCAUUCGCCUUGCGAUCGCUUCAUCUAUCCGUCACGGCGAUUCUUGCAGACUUUCAACUGUCGCUAGCUUCGGACGACGGCACCAAGCUGACCCCUGGUGGCCUCCUUGCGCCGAGGAAUCUGCACCUUCGGCUUGUACCAGUUGGCAAGUAGGCCCAGCACGGAAUGCGACGUUAUCCCGUCUGUGACCCAUGCAGCUCACACGCUUCUACACGUCUAUGCAUGCCGCUUCUUACGACUCUCUAACUGUACACCGAAAGUACGCGCCCUCGCCAGACUUCUGCGAUUGGAUCAACUCGACUUGGUGCUCACUCUGAUCAAGGUUUACCAGCAUGUACCUCUUCAAGAGCACAAAUCCGCCAUUGGGAAGCUGCAGCACGACGUUGUGCCAGGGCGUCGGGAUGUGGAAGAGUUCCGGCGACGAUGGGCUACCCAUUGCGACAUCUCCUCGAAAGGAUCGGUGCAAGAGGCUGAUGGCAAACUUGGGGCCGCUGUUGUCGCUUACGGGUGGAUACUGAGGCGAACAGCAUCUGGGUAUGACACCUCCACGAGCCGAGAGUAGGCUUCAUUUCGCAAGACCAUCAGCUUGGCCAUCUCCCAAGCCAUCCUCUUUUGCUUUGACCGCGACACCAAGCUGAGAGAUGGAUGCUGGAGUGUAUCCUCGUAGACAAACUUGGAGAAUCCGCGACAUAGAGCCAUUAGAGAAGGAUCUUGCGCGAGCCGCUCUUCAAUGGAACCCAUCUUCCCAAACAGCGUCAUCAAGAUUGAUCGGCCCCGCUCUGCGUGUGCAGCCCUAGUCGUCGCCACGGCCCCAGACCGAGGUGCUGGCCACGAAUGCCCCUGCUGAUCCAAACCUUUGAUCUGGAGGAGGUCACCCAGACCGGCGAACCGGAACAGAUGGCUGUCGGAACUGAUUCCAAGAGACAUGUCUUGGAGCGCGCAGUUGUAUUCGUCCACAACGUCGUCAUCCGUACCAACAAGAUCCGAGAAGACAUGGCCAUCGGAGACUAUCCUCAUGAUGACACCGGGAGGGUAGAUCUCUGAGACGGCAUCGGCGAACAGCUUCAGAGUGCGCAGUGCUAGCUCUUCGCCCUUGUCUGGGAAGACACCGAUGACCUUGUUCGACAAGCGUCAGAGAUUGGAGCGCAGCCAUGACCUACUCGAUUGCUAGAUUUACAUGGAAACGCGGGUAGGACAAACUCAACAGGGCGCUGCGCAGCCACAAACUGCUCCACGCCACGAGAGAAUCUCGAGCGUCCAGUCGCUCCCCACUGAUCAUUUGGUGGCGUGUACUUGAGAUGCUGUUCGAAUAGAGCAAUGAUGCCCCGGGCCAACGGCGUGGUGUCGGGAUGUUUGACGACGGCUGUAUGUGGGCUCGACAUUGCCCCAGUCUUCAGCAGAGCAUCAAGGUAGGCCGCCACCACCGAGUCGCAGGGCGCACCCUCCUCUGAUGCUUGGAGCCCGUGAAUAGUCAUGGAAGUGGUUGACAA
This is a messenger RNA of Vanrija pseudolonga, 4181 nucleotides long. It is a transcript of the gene DIT2, whose product is annotated as Cytochrome P450-DIT2. Gene Ontology annotation, molecular function: monooxygenase activity; heme binding; iron ion binding. The coding region runs from base 1330 to 2844 and encodes 504 amino acids. The transcript has 7 exons. NCBI's taxonomy places the organism in Eukaryota, Fungi, Basidiomycota, Tremellomycetes, Trichosporonales, Trichosporonaceae. The record is from RefSeq and is a predicted model, not a curated record.